CUCACAUGUUUUUCUUCCUUCACGUCCCCUCCGCCACCCCCGUGUAUGGAGGAGGUCUCCCAAGUUUGAUCAAGCAGAACCUCGGUAGCCAUUUUGGCUCAAGGCGUUUUCGCUUCAUGGUUGCCGCUUGCCGAUCAGCAGUCAGCGCCGAGACGCCUGUCAAGAAUGGAGAGGUCAAACCAAAGUUAUUCGGAGUAGAGGUCCCGCCAGACAUUGUUCGUCCUCUUGUGCGCUUUCUUUUUCGUGGUGGGCGGUGUUGUUUUGCUUAUCCCCUUGACUAGGCAAGUGAAGCACAGCUCGCUACGACGCGAUGUUGCCUCGUGCUUUGGUCGACCAGUUGGUUUUCGCAGCGGCGAUUUCGAGAAGCAGGUGGCUGCAACAUUGCAAGAGAGAUUGAUGCCUCGUGCCCUCGCAGCUCUUCCGUGCGAAAGUGGCGCCGUUUAAUGUAUUGCAGUUUCAUCGCUAUUUCGAACCACAUUUCUAGGCCCACGCAUGAAUUUAGUCACACAGGAUGUUGUAGUCAUGGUGGUCAGUUUCGCAACUCUCUUGUUGUGGGCGUGCCUUCGUCUCUUGACGAAGAUAAUGCUGGACAUUGGCCUUUCUCGCUGGUUGCAUGUGUCACGCUAGCUGCUAGUUUACUCUCCAAUUGCAAUGGACAGAGAUGAUGACUGCUCCUUAUAUACUACCAUUUGGUGGUACGAUGGUGUUAUCCCAAGUCAACAUGAACGUCAGGCUUAACUUAGCAUGGAAUUGUGUGUGUGGUAUGCGCCUCGGUCUCUAGCGCGAUCAUGUUUGGUUCCGAGGGCGUGUGCGAAGACAGCUUGCUGCCACCCCCUGUGGACAGGGUUCCUCAUGUGGUCGGGUCGACACUCGUCUUUAUGAUCGUUGUCGCCUCUUUUCACCAUUCGCUUGUCUCGGUUGCCCAGUAAGAUAUCGAUGCUAACACUACCAGGAACGAGCUACUGGCGGCGCUGCUCGGUGUUUGCGACGCUGUGGUGGAGUUCGACAGCGAGUUUCGGCUGCAGGACAGAGCCCCCGAUCUCGUGAAUAUGCUGUUGUUGAAUCCUCAGCGCUCCCUCCAGGGAGAGGAUCUGAGGUCAUUCCUGGCGUCCAAGCAGGAUCGCGAGAAGUUCGCUGAACAGAUGGGUUGGGCGUGGCUUUCGGGCAAGGAUAUUGUGGGGCUCAGUGCAGCGUUCCACGUCUCCAUGAAAGAUGGCUCCAGCAUCCCCCUCGACGUCGAGGUGUUUUGCGUGAGCUUCGUGAACCAAGAUGGCCACGCGGUUUACUUCGCGGGCAUCCGCGAGUUCACCGACAGCAGCCCGAUUCUCCAGACUUGGCCGACGUCUGAUCGGCGCCGCGACCACUCAAUCUGAAAAAAGUGCUGUUCAGACUCUGGGGCGCCCCCAGACUCUGGGGGUUGGGGGUUGCUCCGACUUUGUCUCUCGUUGUCCGACUGUGUCUCCUCGCUCAUACCCACUGCCUCCUUCUCCUGGUCCUCCUCCCUGUUUCUCUUCCUACUCCCUCUUCGCCUGCUUUUCCCAGUCCUUUUCUUCCUAUUCCUCCUUUUCCUCCUCCUCCUCCU
Messenger RNA from Prorocentrum cordatum, 1582 nucleotides. Lineage: Eukaryota; Dinophyceae; Prorocentrales; Prorocentraceae. The record is from the annotation of a GenBank genome assembly.